AUGUCAGUGCCCCCCCUGUUCCUCCCAACACACAGCAACAACGUUUUCUCGCUAACGUACAAGUGCGGAAACUGCUGUUGGUUUGACGGUGCUGUUGUCAGGGCAGUAGGAUUGAACACUGUUUCGCAUCCUCCACCUCCACGGCCGCCGAACUGUCACAGUCAUACGCUUGGUGUAGACCUAGCCAAUGAAGGUCGGCACGACGACGGCAAGUGCUGCGUGCUUAGCGGCAUUGCGGAUGCCCCACGGAAAACAUUGGCAAUAUUUUACGGCACAGCUGCGUCUGGAUCGACAAACCUGCCAGCGAUGCCGUCGACCGCCGCACAGCUGGCAAAAGCGGCAUCGGCUUCUUUCGGCAUUCAAAGUUCAGUGCGAUUCACGGUUGACAGGUUCAAUGCUUCAAGAAACUAUAAGAUUGCCGGUUUUAUGGCUAUGCUCUUAAGUGUCACCUCGCAAGAGGUGUUUCAUUUGACGUCGCAUUUCACCCGGUGCCAAAUGCUAAAACGAGUCAGCAAAGUAGAACGGCCACCAACGGCAGGAUGCGAGUACCACAGCCGACAUCUGCAGAAUUCGUCAGAUAUUCGAAGCCCCCAGCCAAAGGCGGGCUCGACCACCAACUCAUGGACUCAGGAGUCGGUCAUGGCCGAAAGCCUCGUCAGAGUACUCGAGUACUAUCAAUGCAAGCAAGGUAUUACUCGGUCGAUUAUCGAGUACCCGUCUAAGAAGGCGUACGUCGUUUCGAAAACUGAAACGUCGAUAAUGAUGUGUACUCAGCAUAAGAAACCGACAAUCGGUACUUGGCCAAGAAUGAUACCCGUAAACAAGAUGUAA
Molecule: messenger RNA, 831 nt
Organism: Soboliphyme baturini
Lineage: Eukaryota; Metazoa; Nematoda; Enoplea; Dioctophymatida; Soboliphymatidae
Source: the annotation of a GenBank genome assembly